AGACUGCGACAAACAACUCAUGCAGUAUAGUCAUUAAGUCUACGGAUCGUACUACUACUAGUACUACGAAUAUUUAUUUUCUUAUUAACCAUAAAGUUUCGUGUGUGCGUUAGUUAAAGCAUGUGAUGAAACGAACAUUGAAAACAAAAUCUUAAUACUUUUUAUCGUGAGCAGAAGAGAGUAACUAACUAGACACACACACACAAAUUAUAGACGUUUUCCGUUUAGUAUGAACUUUUAAGUUAUAACUGCAUAAAAACAGUAAGAAAAGUCAGUUUGUUAAGGAAAUAUACGGCCCGUUAGCGCUGACUUCUCGUGUGUGUGUUAUCGUUUAGUAGUCGAAGAAAAAAAGACUAAAGAAAUGAGUGAAAAUAUUCCACAUCUAAAUCAUACACCACCUCCGACAUCAUUGCUAAAGGAUUUUAAAGCACCCACUUUUAAAGAGGAUGAAUUAGUUUUAUAUUUUCAUCCCUAUAAUUUCCAUUCACAAAAAAUCCUCUUACUUUUAUAUGAGAAAAAUAUUGAAUUCACACCUUAUGUUGUGGAUUUAUUAAAUGGCGAGCAAUACUCAAAUUGGUUUUUAAAUUUAAAUCCUAAAGCCGAUGUACCCGUUCUACAAGAUGGUUCCUUUGUAGUACCCGAUUCGUCGCAUAUCAUUAAUUAUAUAGAAAAUAAAUUUCAAGGCGGUGAUUGCAAGUCAUUGAAACCGAAAAAUAAUAAUUCUUUAGAGAAUGAGAAAAUGCUAUUGUUCGAACAAAUCUUGGGCCAUUUACCAGUAGGUGCCUUAAGUUUGGGCUCGUUUAUACAUGAUGAUUUAAAACUAGUACCAAAACCACCAUUCAUUGGACCUAUAAGGAAAACUUGCUUGAAGAAUAAUGAAAAAGUUUAUGGCCUUUUAAAGGAAUCCAUCGAUAAAGUGGAAGAUCAUAAAGCAGCCUUAUUGCGUAAAUUAGAUUUGCAAGAGCGUCGUAAACGUAUCGUUUAUUCACGUCUAGAAUAUCAAAAAAUCUUGGAUGCCAUUCACAAUGUUUUACGUUUCGUUGAAGACGAUAUGGUGGCUCAUCCUGCCAGGGAAUGGCUUGUCUCUAAUGAUUUUUGUAUGGCUGAUGUUUGCUUUGGCUUGUUGCUAUUACGUUUAUACCAAUUGGGUUUUGAGAACUACUAUUGGUCUUAUGGAAAACUGCCACGUGUGGAGAGUUAUUUUUUACGUUUCAAGAAACGUGCCUCCUAUGAAAAGUUAAUGCCAACUAAUUUUGAAAUACUGAAAGAUAUGUGGCAAAUGACACCAUCCAACUAUAUAAUCGGAGCCAGUGCUGGUGUUUUGGGUAUGGCAGUAUUUGCCGCCUUUGCUCAUAAAUAAGUAAAACCAUUUUAAAUAAAUAAAUAAAUAAAAA
Messenger RNA from Lucilia sericata (common green bottle fly), 1394 nucleotides. It is a transcript of the gene Gdap1, whose product is annotated as ganglioside-induced differentiation-associated protein 1. Bases 362 to 1360 code for a protein of 332 amino acids. The record is from RefSeq and is a predicted model, not a curated record. Gene Ontology annotation, biological process: mitochondrial fission; mitochondrial fusion. The transcript has 4 exons. NCBI's taxonomy places the organism in Eukaryota, Metazoa, Arthropoda, Insecta, Diptera, Calliphoridae. Gene Ontology annotation, cellular component: mitochondrial outer membrane.